AUGGCUAAUUCGGAUUCAGUAGUUGAAUUCAAUAUAGGUCAAAGGGAUGGAAGAGAUGUAGAAGGAUCCCCACAUAGGCGCAUAUGUAAUCCUGCAAAUAACGAGGAUGGAGAAAGAAUUCCAGAUCGACGACACUGUUGCCGUAGCAACAGAUCGUCGAUAAGCAUUAAUCCUGAUAAAUUUGAUGGUGAAGAUGACUGGGAGCAAUAUAUUUCCAACUUUGAAGACUGUGCCGAAUUGGGACAAUGGACAGAAAAGGAGAUGCUGCUGACCCUUUCGGCAUGCCUUAAAGGACAAACACGUGCCUUUUACACAAGUCUUGCACAACGUGAAAAACGCACAUAUGGAGAUCUUACCUUUGCACUUGAGCAGAGGUUUGGCAGUGCAAGACAGCAGUCUCGGUGGUUAACAAAAUUCCAAACUCGUCUUAAGUUGGUGGGCGAAUCAGUAGCAGCUUUUGGAGACGACCUCCGUCUAUUAGCCAGAAAAGCUUAUGAUAAUCUUGAGCCGGAAGCUCAAGAAAUGUUAGCCUUGCAGCAAUUCAAUAAGGCUUUGUCAGUGGAAAUGAAAUGCCGAGUAAUGGAUCGGGAUUGUAAGACCAUUACAGAAGCAGUAGAAGUUGUUGAACGCUAUCAGGAUCUGCUCGGUGAAUCAAACCAAGAGAGAAGAAGAAAUAUAGUAAGGCAAGUUGGAAAUACAGGUGAUGAUGGAAGAGUUAAAAUGCAAGAUGAUUACAAAGAGAGAAGAGUUAGCUGGAGAGAUAAGGAUACAAGACAAAAUGACGGCAUAUAUAGAACUUUGAAAUCUAUUCAAAUAAGGCUAGAUAGAAUCGAGAGAGGGUCACAGGCUAGAAAUAGAGACACCCCUAGGAGAUGUUACAAUUGUCAGUCACUUGAUCACAUCUCAUGGAGCUGCCCAGACAGACACACUCAGAGCAAUGGUGAAAGGUCAUCCAGAACUGCUAGGAUUGGUAAGCUUGGAAAUAACAGUUCAAAAUUUGAUAAUGGACUAUUUGUAAAUGGGAAAAUAGAUCAGACACCAGUAGAUUUUCUUGUCGGUACUGGAUCAACUGUUACACUGAUCUCAAAAUCUAAAUUUGACCAAUUAAAUCGUCAACACUUACCUGCUAGCAGCACUAACAUUCAAGGUGUUGAUGGGACAAAAAUCAACGUAUAUGGGCGUGAUACUUUUGUUAUUACCAUAGGAGAUGCUGAAGUGAAACACAACGUCAUUGUCUGUGAUAUGGCUAUGGAAGGGAUAAUCGGGCAAGAUUUCAUCAUGAAACAUGUUAAAAGCUGGGACAUGGACAAUCUUAAAUUAAAACUUAGGUCUGGAGAGAACGUUCAAUGUGUAACACAGAGUGAAGCUGAGCGUGUGUGUAGAAUAAUUGUAACUGGAACUCUAGAAAUACCACCUAACUCAUAUGGAUAUGUCAAAGUGACAAUUCCCAAUUCAGAACACUUAGCUAAAACAGGUUAUGUUGAAAACUGUGAAUAUGGUAUUGAAGACAAAGAUUCUGUUAGUUUGACUGAAGGUGUUGUAGAUCCACACAGGACAGAACUUGGUGUAGGUGUUGUAAAUAAUAGUGACACGACUACUGUAUUACAUCCUGGACUAGGACUAGGAUUUUGCAAGUCAUCAUAUGAGGAAUGUGAAAAUGAAGUUGCAGACUGUGCAAAUAUUACAGAAGAUAAUACAAGUGAUCAAGAAAGUCAACCUGUUCCUGAAUACUUGAAAGAGUUGUUCGAGAAGAGCUCAGUGCGUUUAAAUGAGGACGAAAAACCACACCUUGCCGCACUCCUUAACAAAUAUAAAAGUAUCUUCGUAACAUCAAGUGAUGAGUUAAGAUGCACAGAUAAGGUCAAACAUAAGAUUUAUACUGGAUCUGCUCAGCAUGUCAAACAGGCUCCGAGGCGACAACCUCUUGGAAAGCGUGUAAAUGAAAAGGAGGAAGUUGAGCGUAUGCUGGAGAAGGGGAUAAUCGAACCAUCGAGCAUCUCCGAAGAUGGUAUUAGCACUGAUGAUAGUAAAACAGAGGCAGUCAGAAAUUGGCCCAUACCAGUAAAUGCUAAGCAAGUAAGAAGCUUUCUCGGUUUAGCAGGCUACUAUAGAAAAUUUGUGAAAGGGUAUGCUGAAAUUGCGAGACCAUUGCAUAGAUUAUGCGAGAAGAAAGCGAAAUUCCUAUGGACAGAGGACUGUCAAAAUUCUUUUGAAGACUUGAAUGAGGCACUAACCACUGCACCAGUACUCUCUUAUCCAAAACCAGAAUGUCAAUUCAUCUUGGACACAGAUUCCUCUGAUAAUUCAACAGGUGCUAUCUUGUCUCAAGUAAUUGAUGAUAAAGAGCAUGUAAUAGCAUAUAUGUCCAAGAAAAUGAACAAACACGAGCAGCAGUACUGCAUCACACGAAAAGAACUUCUUGCAGUUGUUCGAGCACUUAAACAAUUUCAUCAUUACCUGUAUGGCCGUGACAUACUCCUAAGGACCGAUAACUCUGCAGUUAGCUGGAUGCGUACUUUGAAAUCACCAAAUGGUCAAACAGCGCGUUGGCUCCAAGAGUUAGAAACUUACAACCUAACUGUUGUGCAUCGGCCUGGCAGACAACACAGCAAUGCCGAUGCACUUUCGAGGGUACCAUGUACAUCUUGUAAAAGACAGCAGGAAAUCAAUAUGACCAAUGAAGAAGUUGCUCACGAAAUCACCUCACCUGAAUCCAAUUGCGAAAAGCUAAACGAUAAGAACAAUCCCCCUGAAGAAGAUGAUGAAUUGACACGUGAUACCACAAGAAGUGAGAACGACAAAGCCGUGGCUAAUGAAAUCAGACCUCAUCAAAUGCUUUUAGAUGGAUGGAGUCCAACUGAUAUUCGAGCUGAACAGGCUGCCGAUGCAGAUAUAUCAAAAGUUUUUGCAGCCAAAAUUUCUAGCAGUGCCCGCCCACAGUGGUCUGAAGUUUCAAGUGGUACAUCAGUAGCUAAAACGCUUUGGCGUCAAUGGGACAGAUUAGAAAUCAAAGGUGGCAUGCUCUAUCGUAAAUUUGCCAAUAAUGACGGUUCUAUAACAUGGCAGUUAGUUGUGCCAAAACGUAGGCAAGACGAGGUAAUGCACUAUAGUCACGAUAUUCCGUCAGCCGCGCAUUUAGGCUCUGACAAGACCCUAAACAAGGUCAGGCAAAGUUUUUACUGGCCUGGUGUUACAGAGAGUGUAAAAAAAUUUUGUCAGCUAUGUGACACAUGUACAGCCCAUAAAUUAUCCAAAGAAAAAACUAAAGCCCCAUUGGGACAAUAUAUAGUGGGUGAACCAAUGGAACGUGUUGUAAUGGAUAUUCUUGGUCCCCUUCCCCAAACAAAUAACGGUAACAGGUUUAUAUUAGUGAUCUCAGACUGGUUCACUAAAUGGGUAGAAUGUGUACCAAUUUCAAAUUAA
Messenger RNA from Mercenaria mercenaria, 3423 nucleotides. RefSeq lists its product as uncharacterized. The record is from RefSeq and is a predicted model, not a curated record. The coding region runs from base 1 to 3423 and encodes 1140 amino acids. Gene Ontology annotation, molecular function: aspartic-type endopeptidase activity; nucleic acid binding. The transcript is spliced from 3 exons. Gene Ontology annotation, biological process: proteolysis. NCBI's taxonomy places the organism in Eukaryota, Metazoa, Mollusca, Bivalvia, Venerida, Veneridae.